Molecule: messenger RNA, 3457 nt
Organism: Cokeromyces recurvatus
Lineage: Eukaryota; Fungi; Mucoromycota; Mucoromycetes; Mucorales; Mucoraceae
Exons: 8
Coding region: 434-3319 (961 amino acids)
Source: RefSeq, a predicted model, not a curated record
UUUUUUUUAAAAAAAAAAGAAAAAGAAAAGGACAAUAGAUAUAAAUACAUAUUCAUAAUGAUUGAGGAAUAGUUCAAAUGAAUGGCGCAACGCAAGAUCUACAUCACCAUCUAAUUCAGAUUAUCCUAUUUCAAAACGUACUACAAGUCCUGAUAACGGAACAGAAGGCACAUCACGCAAGUUCAAUCGUCGACCUUUAACCUCUGGACAAUCUGUCGCUGCCCUUCAACAACAUCAUCAAUGGCUUGUGCAACAACAGGAAGCUGGCCACUCACGCAUUUUAAAUAAUAACAGUCCCAUCUAUCGAUCCGUUUUACCUGUAGCCAGCAAAUCCUCUAGUCAUAUUAAACCAGUCAAACAACCAUCGUUUCAUAAUGAUGGAGAGGAUGUUAUCUUUGAUGAAGUUGAAGAUGAAGACGUAGAAGAAGAACGUAUGAUGAUGAAUCAACAAGAUAACAGAGCAAGAUCGCCUAGUAUUAAUAAAGGGUCUGGAGGAUCAAUUAUGUCUACACAAACUUCGAACUUUUAUUCUUCUACUAGUACUCAAGAAUUCAAGGUUGUUAAGGAAGGUUGGCUCUAUAAAAAGAAUGGAUUAAUGCAAUGGAAACCUGUAUAUGCUGUAGCCAAACAUGGUAAUGCCAUAAAACCAGGAGGACUGUAUUUAUACAAAGAUAUAAAGUGUACAAAUCAUAUCCAUACUUAUGAUAUGAGUGAAGUACUUGAAAUAUCACCUCGUGCACAAGAUUAUAAACAGGGUAUUAAAUGGGAAUUCCGUAUGCUGAUUAAAAGAGAUGACAUCAUUUUGGCUACGGAUGAUAUGCUUUCACGGAAGGACUGGAUUGAAUCCCUUACCUCUAUUAUGGGUAAAGUCUCUAUUGCUACACAAAAUGAACUCACAUCUCGUAUACAAUCCUCUGAACAAAUGAACCGAAAUCUUCAAACUGUGGCUGAGGAACUGGAUGCUGAAAAUGCACAACUGAAAGAGCAAAUUAUGGGCCUUAAAGAAGCGGCUGCUAAAAGAGACAAGUUCUUUCAACAAGAAUUACAAAAUCGUGAGAAUGAAUUAAAGGAAGUGUUUGCAAAGAAGGAAAGACAAUUACAUCAAAGACUUGAGGAACGAGAGGAUGAGUUAAUAACUGAGAUGGAUCGUCAAAGACAGGCUUUAGAGACAAAAUGUGAGAUAUUUGAGCGUGAGGCGAUGCAAUGGAGAAAUAAAUAUACAGAGAUAAUGGAAAAGAGGACGAAAUCGAUGGAUUCAUCACAAGAGAUUGAGUCCCUUGAGAUUGAAGUGAGAAAGUGGCGUAAUCGGGUGGAUGAACUAGAAUAUCAAUUAAGACAGGCAAAAUCAUCCCAGGAAACAACGAGAUUAAGAAAUACUUCUAAUUCCUCUUUGGAUAAUAAUAAAGAUAAUAAUGGUAUCAAGGAAACGAUAACAGACGUCAAAUUUAAUUUGCAAUUUUUGCGUGACCAGCUCAAGUCUUCUUCUAUCACAGAUGAUUCUCUUUCAGAUAUCAAGUCAAGUAUUGGUAAAUUGUGUGAUACCUUGGAUGAAGCUAAAUCAGGAUGGUCUGAACUUCAAAGUGAUAUUAUUAAAUUCUUACAAACUGAAAAGGAAGACAUCGAUAUGAAAGAUGCAAAACAAAAGCAUAUGUUUGAUCUUCUUCAUCAUGAAUUUCUUGAUCUACGUGAAGAGCUUGUUGGUGUCAACUUGUUGAACAAUAAAGAAGAGAAGGAAGUGAAAGGAGAAGGAGAAGAAGAAGGAGAAAGUCUAAUGAAAGCUAAGAAAUUACCCUCGCUCUCUGAAAAGUUUGACAUUUUAAUUGAAAUGAUAGAACAUCUUCAAGUAAACCAAUCUCGAAUUUCCACAGCUAUUAUGGAUAAUCAUAGCUCUACAGCUAGUACAACCUCAACUGACAGUAUGCCUGCAACGCCUACUUUAACUUAUGCAGAUAAAGAUUCGGACCUUUAUAAGGCAGUCACAAGUCAACAACAACAAUUAUCGGAAUGGAUUAAAGAAUCACGAGAGAUACAUCAUUCUACUCUAACCACAAUUGAAAAUAGUCUAAAACAAACUCGUCAACUUCCCUCCGCACCUACUGAUAUCAAUCGUUUACAUGACAAGAUAUCGCAAACGAUUGAAGCUGCUAUCCAUGAACUUACGAAGACCCAACAAGAGGGACAAGAUGAACAAAUGAAGAAUAUUAAAGUGAUUGCAACAGCAAGUGAUUUGAAUGAUAAUGAUAAGUUGACUCAAUUAUGCAUCUUUGUUAAAAACACAGAAACAUUUAUGGAACGCUCAUUACGUAUUUUAUCUCGCUAUGGUGGUGAUAAUAAUGCGAAUAGUAUGGAAGAGACCAUUCGUCGAGCCGUCAAGGGAGCCUCUAAAGCCCAUCUAGAAGAAGUUUUAGCAAUUCAAGAACAGAACAAGGAUGAACGUGAAUUAAUAGAGAAAAAGAUGCAACGUUAUGAAGAAAACGCUCGGAAUUACUUUGAAAAGUCGAUGGAAAAGGUACAUACAGAUCUUCAUGAGUUUACAGGUGUCAUGUAUGAAAUGUUGGAACGACUUGUGUUGAAGGCCUUAGAACAUUCACCGGGGGUGACUGAUUCAGAUGAUAAUUCGAUCCAAAGUGUAAUGGAGCUUUAUGGUAAAUUAUCAGGAAUGAAUCAAGCUUUGAAAGCAGAGAUUAAACGUCUACAAGGGGAAAAGGAAGAGCUUGAAGCUGAUGUGAAGGCUAUGAAAAAGACGAGUAAAGAGCUCGAGAGAGAGAUCAAUGAACGUCAUGUAGAAUUACGAUCUAUUACUGCAGAAUAUGAAAGAAUGAAUAGGAGUAUUCAGAGAUCAAGAUUAGAAGACGCAAGUGAUUUAGCCAAAGAAUUAGAGCCCCUCAUGCAACAAAUUGUUAAGCUUCGGAAGUUGGCUUCUUUAAAUGAUGAUUUUUCUGAUAAUGGCAAUUAUGUUAAUCUCGGUCGGGAAAUAAAGCCAAAGCCAACAAGAUCAAAAUCACCAUUGCCUUCUUCUUCAAUGAAUCGACGUUCACGUUAUGAUGAAACAGAUAUAGAACGUAAUGAAGAUAAUUAUGAUGAGGAGCAAGAAAAUUCUGUUCGCAAGUUACGUUUUCCGUCUAUGCUAAAUAAUCGUAAUAGAAGAAAUUCUUUUACAUCACAAUAUUCAGAUAAUAGUGAGCAAGCUUCUUAUACAAGUAAUAGUAGUAGCAAUAGUAAUAAUCGACACCAUGAUCAACAAUCUAUUAAAUCACCUUUAAUCGGAAGCCGACCUAGAGCUAAAAGCCCGCUUUCUUCUUAUUUAGGACGUAAAUAAGUUAGCUACCAUAUACCAUCUUUUCUUUUACUAUUUAAUUUAUACAUAUAUAAAUAUGUUGUUGAUAUCAAAUGAACCUCUUCCCUCUUCUCCAUUCUUUUUAUUAUUAUUGUAUAUCUGUAUAAAAAUAAGUUUUCA